CUUCACAUAAUUUCACUCCCGUGUAUGUGACGAAUUUACAUAUCAAUACUUCCACAGGAUGUUCUGAACUUCAUACAGCCACGUCAGGGAACCAUCGACGUUGACUGAUCAUGGUGUUAGACUUUUAGGAUGUACGACAGUGGUUAACUGGAUACGUCAUUUCUUCUUGGAGGCUUGUUAAUGGACCUUUGUCAUGAACCUACGUUAAUACCGGUUAAAUCUGAUGUGCAGCGCUUGUUAUGGACGUUUGUAACAAGAAUAUACGCUCAUGUGCAACGUUUAUGAUGGACGAUUCAUUCAUGACCCUUGAUAGCACAAAUCAUUGGUCAUAAUAUUAACACCGACCAACUGACGCUGAUAUGCAACAUUUAUCCUAGAUCUUUGUUAACACCCAUUCAUUCGGAUGUGUAACGCUUGCCAACCUUUGACCUUUCGCGUCAGUAUGUGACGUUUUAAGUGAUAUUUGAACGCCUAACGCUAAUCAUAAAAAGCGAAUCUGUGACACAAUGACAGAAAAAGGGAACGAAAGGACGCUAGAGUGGAGUAGUAUGGAUGAUCCGUACAGUAUCCAGCGGAUACAAGAUGAGGUGGGCUUACCCAUUCUGGUACAUGUACUGGAAGGGAUCUACAGCGUGACAGAGUCCGGUACUUUCUCCGGCGGGGACUACCUCAAACUGCACGGAUGCGAAACCUUGGAGAAAGUGGUCGCUUACCCGACCCAAGAGGAAAACGGGAAAUUUACCAAGUAUUACAGCAGGUGGAACACCCCGCUUGAAAUACCGUUGGAUUAUAGGGUGAAGGCGAGAGUGAUUCCAAAGCACGGAGAAAAUCGCGUGUACCCUGCUGUUGAGCUCCUUGUGGAAGACUUUCCAAGAUACGUCCAGGUGGGCGUGACCAUUGCGGGCAAAGAAAAGUCGGGAGCUAGUGUGCCCAUUGUCUGUGGCUCUGUACUGGAGCUUUUGAAGACGACGGCCACUGGGAAACAACGAAGUCUCCUCUGUCUUCUCGACACUAAGGAAGUCUACCUCCCGAUGGAUUGCCUCGGCCGAUUCACUAUUGUGCCUGAUUCAGAACUGUACACGAUCCGUGAAAUCGUCUCCCGAUUCCCCCUGCCCCAGUUAAUCGCACUAGAUGAUAACGGAUCGGAAACGAAGAAAUAUCUCUCCGAGCAGGCGAACAAAGCGCUGUCCAACUUGGAGAACUUCAAAGGUACGUUCGUCUUGGACUCCACAGUCUCCGAACAGGUUGUUUACGGAACUCAUCGGCUUGAGUUCCACCAUAUGAACGUUGCGCACCUCAAUCUAAGCCUGCAGGCGAUCGUUGUCAUUCCUUUCGACUCUGAGGCAACAUUCCAGAUCGCGCUAAACAGAGAGUCGUCCAUUUACACAACGGUGUUCGCGCAAAAUUAUAUGAAGACGCUGAAGACAAAGUCUCUGGUACCAAUGUGCAUCGGCCAACAGGGAAGCAAAGAGCGAACCAUCCAGCUCCCGGAAGGUUAUGACGAGAUAGUCACAGACAACAAUCAGGGCACCAUCGACCAGAGCCCCAGCGGUAGGGUCAAAUCCAAGGUUCCAGGACCCAAAACUCUGCCCAAGCCCGCCAAGCCAAUCCCCGCAAAACGUAAAGUCCUUAAACCUCCUUGUGAGAAACUGGGUACAUCCACCAAAAUGUCUGAUGACAGUGAAAGCGACACGGAUUACGAGCCUGUCACACCCGAGAAAAUUGCAGUGUUUGCUGCUCAAACCGAAACCACCAAGGAUGAUGAUGAUAUCGUUACCACCAAAGGAGAAACGCUGGACAGACCCAGGCGACCAAGUCGCUACGAAGUUGUGGAGUUGCCCCCAACUUUACCUGAUCCAGGCAGACCCGAGCGACCGGAACGUCCUGAUCGGGCAGGUGUUGUGCCGCUACCUUCACGGGCACCAAAACUCAACAAAGGGAAAAUGAUCACCAAGACUUUGUCAAGAGCUAAGGAUGUAAUCAAAGAUGUACCUGUUACUGUGAAAACUUUGGCAAAGAAGGCAUUUCCUGGAACCAAAAAAUCGGCGACCUCCAGCUCAAACUCGCUUACAUACGGCCCAAACGCGUCAACUUCAGUUCCAAACUCACCUGCUUCCGGCCCAAACUCACCUGUUUCUGGUCCAAACUCACCUACUGGCGGUCCAAACUCACCUGCUUCAGGCUCAAAUUCAAAGCUUUUGCCGGUCCUGCUAAAAGUCGUCAGUGAAGAUGAGGAGAGUGAAGCUAGUGACAGCGACGACGUUUACGAUUACCCGGAUCCUAAUAAAGAGGACUUGCGCUUUCCUCCGCUAAAGGACGCUUUACCUUUCGAUGACGCCGUGUCAGUGACAAAGAAGCAAGACGAAGAGCAAAGUUUUAAUAAUAAACCUCGACAACCCACAUACAGAAAUUUAACUGAGUACCCAAUAAAUCCAAGAAAGGGAAAUUCGUUAGACAGGCGGAAACAGCCGGAGAAUACCCAGGAUGGUGUUUCUACAACCUGUACCUUACCAUCACCAUCGAAACCGAUUCAGAGUGCCUCUAAAGUAGAGCAUCAAGCUCUCAAGCCGGUCCAGUCAGUGAAGCCACAACCCAACACCUUGGCGACCGUGGUCAAGUCCGAGCCUACGACGGUGUCUAAUACACCACCGUCCAAGAAACCAGUUGCCCCAGUGACGGCCCCCAAGCCUGUCAGACCUAAUUUAAAAGCGAUCGGUCCCAAGUUUUCCUAUUCCCGAGAAGAAAUAAUGGAAAUGAGCGUUAUAGAAAUCUUCGAAACGAUGAAAAAAAUUGGCCUGGGAGAAAAGGCCGAUAAGUUUAAAGAGAAUUGCGUCGACGGGUCAUUCCUGGUUUUGGAGAUGACGGACACGGCGUUGGCGGAAUUCGACCUCACCGAAGUGGAAUCCCUGCAGGUGAAAAGGUUCAUGAAAGACGGAAAACUUCCUAAAAUGAGCUGA
Molecule: messenger RNA, 2957 nt
Organism: Liolophura sinensis
Lineage: Eukaryota; Metazoa; Mollusca; Polyplacophora; Chitonida; Chitonidae
Exons: 7
Coding region: 507-2957 (816 amino acids)
Source: RefSeq, a predicted model, not a curated record